UAGAGCGCGCGUGUGAUGUGUUUGUGUGUCCUCAGUGUUUUUCUCUCUUGCGUGUUUCAUUGAGUGUAAACGAAGUAUUGUCUCGGUGUAUUUAAGUGUUAAGACGAUGCAGGACACUACAGUGUGUGACAGUAAACAGAGCUUACAGGAGGAUCAAACCUCCACAGAGUCUCUGGAUUCUGUCUGUAACGCUGGAGAACAGCAGCAGAUCCUGCAGACCAAACUGAAGAUGUGUUCAGUCAAACUCAUCGACUGCACGAACCUCAUGAUGAAGAUUAAAACUGAACCCACAGAAAUCAAAACUGAACCCACAGAAAUCAAAACUGAACCCACAGAAAUCAAAACUGAACCCACAGAAAUCAAAACUGAACCCACAGAAGAGGAAGAUCGCACUGAGGAAGAUGAUGAUUUUAUUCCAUCAGGUGUGAAGAGUGAUUCAUGUUUGGAUAUAGAAAUAACGUCCUCAACAUCAAAAGAGCGACUGACAGCACAAACUCUUUCCUGUAUCACCUGUGGAAAGACAUUCAGCUCACAGAGACAUUUAGAGAGACAUGAGAGAAAACACACUGAACAGAAACUCUUCACCAGAUCUGAGAUCAGCUUUACCACCUCACAAGAGAAGAAACUUCAUUCAGAAGACCACAGAGAGAAGAAGAAGAAGAAGAAGUUUCACUGUGAGCAGUGUGGGAAGAUUUUUGGCUCUUCAUCUAAACUAAAUGUUCACAUGAGGACACACAGUGAUGAAAAGCCUUUCUACUGCACUGAAUGUGGAAAUUACUUCACAACCAAACAAAAUCUUAAAGUUCAUCAGAGAGUUCACACAGGAGAAAAACCUUACGAGUGUCCUCAUUGUGAGAAGAGAUUUAGCUGUAAAUAUAAUCUGAAGAGACACGUGCGUUCACACACCAAUGAGAGACCGUAUCAGUGCAGUGAAUGUGACAAAACCUUUAGGGAUUCAAGUUCAUUAAAAAAACACCAGAAUAUUCACUUUAAAGAGAAACUCUAUCAGUGUUCACACUGUGAUAAAUGUUUCCGUCAUGAAUAUCAGCUGAUAGUCCAUCAGAGAAUUCAUACUGGAGAGAAACCUUACGUUUGCGCUCAUUGUGGAAAGAGCUUCACUAGUUCAUCUCAAUUCAGAGUUCAUCAAAGAGUUCAUACUGGAGAGAAACCUCAUCACUGUAAUGUAUGUGGGAAGAGUUUUAGUCAAGGGUCUUCAUUACUAAAGCACAAGAGAAUUCAUACAGGUGAAAAACCUUUCAAAUGCUCUCAGUGUGACAUGACGUUUUCUUAUUCAGGUCACUUCAAAGUCCAUCAGAGAGUUCACACUGGAGAGAAACCUUACGCUUGCUCUCACUGUCGGAAGAGCUUCAGUAGUUCAUCUAAAUUAAUAGUUCAUGAGAGAGUUCAUACUGGAGAGAAACCUUAUCACUGUAGUGUCUGUGGGAAGAGUUUUAGUGAACAAACUACAUUACUAUGUCACAAGAGACUUCAUACAGGUGAAAAACCUUUCAAAUGCUCUCAGUGUGACAAGACGUUUGCUCAGUCAAGUUCCUUAAAAUACCAUCAGAGAGUUCAUACUGGAGAGAAACCUUAUCACUGUAGUGUCUGUGGGAAGAGUUUUAGUCAUGGGUCGUCAUUACUAAAGCACCAAAGAGUUCAUACAGGCGAUAAACCUUUCAAAUGUUCUCAGUGUAACAAGAUGUUUGCUUAUUCAGGUCAGUUACAAGCCCAUCAGAGAGUUCAUACUGGAGAGAAACCUUAUCACUGUAGUGUCUGUGGGAAGAGUUUUAGUCAACGGUCUUCAUUACUAAAGCACAAGAGGAUUCAUAAAUGCAAUCCACCGUGCCAUUUGCCGUUGCCAGUUAUAGGUCUCAUCACUGUAGUGUCUAUAGGUCAAACAAGAAGCCAUGCAAGACUGUUUCAACCAAUCUGUAAUAUUAACCAUAGAGUUGGUGAUUUUCUCAGCUACCUGAGAGAUACUGCUACCAUGAACAUACACUACAGUGUCAUCAGCAUACAUCUGGACAAACAGAUGAGUCUUGUCUCGGUGUAUUUAAGUGUUAAGACGAUGCGGGACACUACAGUGUGUGACAGUAAACAGAGCUUACAGGAGGAUCAAACCUCCACAGAGUCUCUGGAUUCUGUCUGUAACGCUGGAGAACAGCAACAGAUCCUGCAGACCAAACUGAAGAUGUGUUCAGUCAAACUCAUCGACUGCACGAACCUCAUGAUGAAGAUUAAAACUGAACCCACAGAAAUCAAAACUGAACCCACAGAAAUCAAAACUGAACCCACAGAAAUCAAAACUGAACCUACAGAAGAGGAAGAUCGCACUGAGGAAGAUGAUGAUUUUAUUCCAUCAGAUGUGAAGAGUGAUUCAUGUUUGGAUAUAGAAAUAACGUCCUCAACAUCAAAAGAGCGACUGACAGCACAAACUCUUUCCUGCAUCACCUGUGGAAAGACAUUCAGCUCACAGAGACUUUUAGAGAGACAUGAGAGAAAACACACAGAACAGAAACUCUUCACCAGAUCUGAGAUCAGCUUUACUACCUUACAAGAGAAGAAACUUCAUUCAGAAGACCACAGAGAGAAGAAGAAGAAGUUUCACUGUGAGCAGUGUGGGAAGAUUUUUGGCUCUUCAUCUAAACUAAAUGUUCACAUGAGGACACACAGUGAUGAAAAGCCUUUCAACUGCACUGAAUGUGGAAAUUACUUCACAACCAAACAAAAUCUUAAAGUUCAUCAGAGAGUUCACACAGGAGAAAAACCUUACGAGUGUCCUCGUUGUGAGAAGAGAUUUAGCUGUAAAUAUAAUCUGAAGAGACAUGUGCUUUUACACACCAAUGAGAGACCGUAUCAGUGCAGUGAAUGUGACAAAACCUUUAGGGAUUCAAGUUCAUUAAAAAAACACCAGAAUAUUCACUUUAAAGAGAAACUCUAUCAGUGUUCACACUGUGAUAAAUGUUUCGGUCAUGAAUAUCAGCUGAUAGUUCAUCAAAGAGUUCAUACUGGAGAGAAACCUCAUCACUGUAAUGUAUGUGGGAAGAGUUUUAGUCAAGGGUCUUCAUUACUAAAGCACAAGAGAAUUCAUACAGGUGAAAAACCUUUCAAAUGCUCUCAGUGUGACAUGACGUUUUCUUAUUCAGGUCACUUCAAAGUCCAUCAGAGAGUUCACACUGGAGAGAAACCUUACGCUUGCUCUCACUGUCGGAAGAGCUUCAGUAGUUCAUCUAAAUUAAUAGUUCAUCAGAGAGUUCAUACUGGAGAGAAACCUUAUCACUGUAGUGUCUGUGGGAAGAGUUUUAGUGAACAAACUACAUUACUAUGUCACAAGAGACUUCAUACAGGUGAAAAACCUUUCAAAUGCUCUCAGUGUGACAAGACGUUUGCUCAGUCAAGUUCCUUAAAAUACCAUCAGAGAGUUCAUACUGGAGAGAAACCUUAUCACUGUAGUGUCUGUGGGAAGAGUUUUAGUCAUGGGUCGUCAUUACUAAAGCACCAAAGAGUUCAUACAGGCGAUAAACCUUUCAAAUGUUCUCAGUGUAACAAGAUGUUUGCUUAUUCAGGUCAGUUACAAGCCCAUCAGAGAGUUCAUACUGGAGAGAAACCUUAUCACUGUAGUGUCUGUGGGAAGAGUUUUAGUCAACGGUCUUCAUUACUAAAGCACAAGAGGAUUCAUAAAUGCAAUCCACCGUGCCAUUUGCCGUUGCCAGUUAUAGGUCUCAUCACUGUAGUGUCUAUAGGUCAAACAAGAAGCCAUAUCUAAACAUGACUCAAAAGCGAAUGAGUUUUCUUUGGGCCAAGGCUCAUUUAAAAUGGACUUUGGCAAAGUGGAAAAAUGUUGUCAACUGUGGUCAGACGAAUCAAAAUUUGAAGUUCUUUUUGGAAAACUGGGAAGCAAUUUCAUCUGGACUAAAGAGGACAAGGACAUCCUAAGUUGUUAUUAGUGCUCAUUAAAGAAACCUGCAUCUCUGAUGGUUUGGGGUUGCAUGAGUGUGUGUGGCAUGGGCAGCUUACACAUCUGGAAAGGCACCAUCAAUGCUGAAAGGUUUAUACAAGUUGUAGAGCAACAUAUGCUCCCAUUCAGACGUCGUCUCUUUAGGGAAAACCUUGCAUUUUCCAACAUGACAAUUCCAGACCACAUACUGCAACAAUUACAACAUCAAGACUGCGUAGAAUAAGGAUCUGAAUACUGAAAUGGCCAGCCUGCAGUCCAGAUCUUUCACCCACAGAAAACAUUUGGCGCAUCAUAAAGAGGCGCAGCAUAAAGAGACAGUUCAGCAACUAGAAGCCUAUUUUAGACAAGAAUGGGACAACAUUUCUAUUCCUAAACAUUGGUCCUGCUCCAGCUGUUCCUUAUAUGUACAUUUAACUUUCCGGCCUCUUAUUGCUAACUGUCCCAACUUUUUUUUGAAUGUGUAGCUCUCAUGAAAUCCAAAAUGAGACAAUAUUUGGCAUGACAUUUCAAAAUGUAUCACUUUCAACAUUUUAUAUGUUAUCUUUAUUCUAUUGUGAAUAAAAUAUACGUUUAUGAGAUUUGUAAAUUAUUCCAUUACUUUUUUACUCCCAAUUUCUACAGUGUCCCAACCUUUUCUGAUUUAGGGUUGUACAACAACGCCCUCACUUGUAUGAUGUCACAGCAGUAGGCAGUGCAAAUAUAACGACACGCCUAUAAUCCCUCCCACUCUGAAGUAAUACUAACUCGAUGGAAAAGCUAACCAAGCCAAAGUGAAGUGAGCUGACCCGACCUGUCUCGAAAAUCAGUACGGCUCUGAAGGCCUGGUAGAGUAAUAAUUUGAAUGAAAAAUCAUUUGUAUUGUGUACAGUCGUGGCUCGACAGUCGAGGCGAGCUUGCUCAGGAAUGGCAGAAGGCAGGCGUGAGCGCAUCUGCACGCACAGUGAGGCGAAGACUUUUGGAAGAUGGCCUGGUGUCAAGAAGGGCAGAAAAGAAGCCACUUCUCUCCAAAAAACAAACAAACAUCAGGGCCAGCUUAAUCAUCUGCAGAAAGCAUAGUGAAUGGACUGCUGAGGACUGGCGCAAAGUCAUAUUCUCUGAUUAAGCCCCUUUCCGUUUGUUUGGGGCAUCUGGAAGGUGAGCACUACCAUGUGUCAUGCCAACAGUAAAGCAUCCUGAGACUAUUCAUGUGUGGGGUUGCUUCUCAUCCAAGGGAGAAGGCUCACUCACAAUUCUGCCCAAAAACACAGCCAUGAAUAAAGAAUGGUACCAAAACACCCUCCAACAGAUCACAAGACGUUAAAGGACAUGGCCAUAUAGAUAUUCUGCAUUGUAUAUUGUACACACACACGUUUACCUAAGA
Messenger RNA from Misgurnus anguillicaudatus (oriental weatherfish), 5318 nucleotides. The record is from RefSeq and is a predicted model, not a curated record. Lineage: Eukaryota; Metazoa; Chordata; Actinopteri; Cypriniformes; Cobitidae.